Messenger RNA from Sceloporus undulatus (fence lizard), 2564 nucleotides. Its product is annotated as acyl-coenzyme A amino acid N-acyltransferase 1-like. The coding region runs from base 575 to 1873 and encodes 432 amino acids. Gene Ontology annotation, cellular component: peroxisome. Gene Ontology annotation, molecular function: fatty acyl-CoA hydrolase activity. Lineage: Eukaryota; Metazoa; Chordata; Lepidosauria; Squamata; Phrynosomatidae. The transcript has 5 exons. Gene Ontology annotation, biological process: fatty acid metabolic process; acyl-CoA metabolic process. The record is from RefSeq and is a predicted model, not a curated record.
CUGUCUGGCAAAGCAUUUCUCUCAGUGAUUCAAGUGUUGAGCUAGGCUAGGGUGUUGCAGUGGUUUGAGUGUUGAGUGUUGGACUCUGGAGACCAAGGCUGGAAUCCCAACCUGGCCAUGUAAAACCCACUAGGUGACACUCUCUCAGCCUCAGAGGAUGGCCAGGGCAAACCUCCUCUGAAGAAACUUGCCCAGAAAACCCUGAGAUAGGGUUGCCAUAAACUGGAAAUGACUUGAAGGCACACAACAACAACAACAACAACAACAACAACAGCAACAAUAAAGCUUUGUGCAGCCUGCUUUAUGUCUAGCUAUGAAGUAUAUUGCUGCUGUACAUGCUCAUGUCAAUGUAACUGCCACAAAGUUGGGAAACCAUUCAUGUGAGGAUUGUUUGCAAGCACCAGCCAGUGGAAAGGAGACUAGAAACAACUGACCUGGUACAAGGGCAAAAAUAAUAAACUUUCAUGGAUAUAAAGCCACGUCUUCAGAUGUAGUAUUAAAGCCUCAGGUAGAAGAGAUUGGUGGUGGUGCCUCUUCACCUGGGGAAAAUGGGAAAUCAGUGCAACAUUCGACAAUGUUAGAGAAACUGGACUGUCAAGAGCUGGCUACCAUGGUCCACCUCAGCGUCACCCCUGAAAAAUCACUUGCUGAUGCCCCUGUGUGGAUUUUUGUGUCUGGGCUGGUUCCCUCCCAGAUUGUGACCCUGCAUGCAUUGCUGACAGAUGAAAAGGGAGUGAGAUUUGAAGCCAGAGCCUUCUACAGGGCCAACAAUAUUGGGGAGGUAGAUUUGAAGCAGGCACCUGCUCUGGGAGGCGACUAUUUAGGUGUGUGGCCCAUGGGCCUCUUUUCCACACUGAAGCCUAAUAAAAAGCAUUGCCGACUGAUGAAACGGGAGGUGAUGAGAAGCCCUUUUCAUAUCCAGAUCAGCCUCUAUGAUGGUUUUAAGGCUUUGAUUUCACCAUCAGAUGUUGCACUUGUAACCUGUACUGUAGAAAGAUGGUAUGUAGCUCCUGGAGUGGAACGUUUCCAGAUCAAGACAGGCCAAGUUCGGGGGGCCCUUUUUGUGCCUCCAGGGCCUGGGCCAUUUCCAGGGGUGAUUGACCUGUUUGGUGGAAGCGGAGGCCUCUUUGAAUUCAGAGCCAGUCUCCUGGCUAGCAAAGGCUUUGUUGUUCUGGCCCUGGCUUUCUUCGCAUAUGAUGACCUGCCACAGAGCCUGAAGGAAGUGAACCUGAAAUAUUUUGAGGAAGCAUCAAUAUUGCUCUUAAAACAUCCAAAGGUAAGAGGCCCAGGACUUGGAGUCAUUGGAUUGUCCAAAGGAGCAGAAAUUGCACUAGCCAUGGCUACCUUCCUGCCACAAAUAAUGGCUGCUGUUUGCAUCAAUGGUGCAACAUAUAUGAAUGGUGCAUCACUCCGCUUUUGUGACCUCCAUAUCCCUGCAGUUCCCUAUUCUCCAGAGAGAAUUAUCAUCACUGAAAUGGGAACAAUAGCCAGUCUCCAUGUUUGGGGAGAUCCUCAGGAUGAAAGUUCUCAAGCCUCUGCCAUCCCUGUGGAGAAAGCUCUGGGACCUGUGCUCUUUGUGGUGGGUGAAGAUGAUAAAAGCGUGAAGAGCAAAUUGUAUGCUGAGGCAGCCAUAGCCAGAGCAAAGAAGUAUGGGAAAAAUGACUGUACGCUGCUCGCUUAUCCAGGGGCUGGGCACCUCAUAGAACCCCCUGGAUCCCCACUUUGCUGCAACUGUCUAAUGCACCAAACGCCUCUACCUGUGCAGUGGGGAGGCAAAGCAGAACCCCAUGCCAAAGCCCAAGAGCAUUCCUGGAAGGAGAUCCAGAAAUUCUUUGAAUUUCAUCUCGGCCCACCUGGAAAUAGCAAUUUGUGAUGCCAGAAGAAAGAGAAAAUUGGGUGACUUGUUCGAGUCUUUGGAGAUAUGCAAAUAAAUCAACUCUCAUGUAUGGGACAGUCUUAGUGAGAAUGUCUCCACAAUGUCUCUUACUACAUUCACACAGUGUGUGUGUGUGUGUGUGCGCGUGCGCUUUCAAGUCACUUGUCAACUAUGACAACCUCAUGAAUUUCAUUGCGUUUUCUUAGGCAAGGAAUUAUACACCUCAGAAAGACAAUUUUGUAUUAAGUCAGACACAGUUUAGGACUCUAAAUAUCCCAUUCAAUCUUCCAUCCUCCUUAUGCUUCUAAUAAGUUGAUUAGUGUCUCUGAUUUUAUUCCAUUCAUAAUGUACAGACAGUAUUUUCCCCCUGUUCUGACAUAUUUUCCUCUAUUCUAAACUGUUUGGAGAGAGGAAUCUCAGCCCAAUUUGACUAGCCUAGAAAGUAUAACAUGGAACAUAAUACAUACCACUUACAGGAAACACUAGCUUGACUGGCCAUAUGAAGAGGGAUUUAUAAAGGAUAUUUGUUUGCAAUCUUGCUGUUCUUGCGCAGGCUAGUUACUUGUGUUCACUUUUCUAUUGGUUCUCCUUUGUCUAAGAUGACAGUCUGUUGCCCUACCAGACCAACUGUGACUUUUAAAAAAAUGUUUCCAUUAUGUUACCUUUGGGGUAAAUUGUUUUAACUGGU